GGAAUGGGAGGGGUUUCAGGCUGAAGUUUUUUGGACAUCGGAAGCGAGUUUUGCUGGGUUGCUGAUGCCGAGAAAUGAACGUUAAAGCUCGUUAACAGAUAACAGUGGAAUUUUUAUCUAAUCGAUCCGAUACGCUCGUGAUUUGGUGGAGCGUGAUGGGAUGCGCGUGCCCGUAACCGUUUCCUUCCCCGUUUUUUGAGCGGCUGCUGGCAGCUUGCAUGUGUUUUUCGUGGCGCCGGCGAGGCGUAUGUCUGGCUGUAGCUUAAAAAAAACUACUAAUAUCCGCAGAGAGAAAAAGCGGCCGCCGCGUUUGAUGAGCGGCCGUGGGGCAGCGUGCUGGAUACAGCGACCACCGCCGCCCAAGCGUCCAGGCGUGUCUAUCACCUGCCCCCUCGCCCUGGCGGUGCAGGAGCCACCCAAUGGGCAGGAGCGGAUCCCCGGCGAUGCGGUGGUCGCCGUGGCGCCUGGUUCCACCUCCAGCCCCCAGAGCGAAGCAGUGGCCGAUGAACUGCAGGAGCUUUCACUGCAGCCCAACGCAGCUCUGCUGCUCCCCCUGCAGGAGAGGAAGAAUGUGCUCCAGCUCAAACUCCAGCAGAGACGAACCCGGGAGGAGCUGGUCAACCAGGGAAUCAUGCCACCUCUGAAGAGCCCGGCCGCCUUCCACGAGCAGCGGAAGAGUCUGGAACGAGCGCGGACUGAAGACUACCUGAAGCGGAAGAUCCGCAGCCGCCCCGAGAGGUCUGAGUUGGUCCGCAUGCACAUCCUGGAGGAGACGUCGGCGGAGCCUUCCCUGCAGGCCAAGCAGUUGCGUCUGAAGAGGGCCCGUCUGGCCGACGACCUCAACGACAAGAUCUCCCACCGGCCAGGUCCCAUGGAGCUCAUCCACAAGAACAUCCUGCCGGUGUACUCCACUCUCCGGAGCACCCUCUUAGUCGAGACGGACUGCCUGAAGGGGGCGACAGAGAGCUCUUCACUGGAUGAGGAUAGCAGCGACGCCCUAUCCCCGGAUCACCCUGCCAGUCAGGACUCUCCCCCAGACACGAGCAGGCCCAGCCGCAGUGGCUCCUCCCCCACGCAGGUGCGGGCCCCGUCCGUGGCCCCGCGCCUCACUCCUCUCCCCGCCUCUGAGCCAAUCCACGCGCAGAGGCUGACCAAUGGCGUGGCGCCAAUGUCCUCCCGCUCUGCCUCUGGGCUGAUUAAGUCCCAGUCCAAGUCCAGCUCGGACCGGCCCUCGCAGCGCUCCAAGAAGCCCAAGGAGAGCAAGCCCAAGGUGAAGAAACUCAAGUACCACCAGUACAUCCCCCCCGACCAGAAGGCGGAGCGCGAACCGCCGCCCCAGUUGGACGACUCCUACGCCAAGCUGCUGCAGCAACAGCAGCUCUUCCUGCAGCUGCAGAUCCUCAACCAACAGCAGCAGCAUCACUAUAACUACCACACCAUCCUGCCCGCUCCGCCCAAACCAUCAGGCGAUCAGCUGUCCGCUUCCUCCAGCGCGCAGUCCCAGCCUCGUCCCAUGCCUGGCUCCACUUCUCCGUCCUCCAGUCAGAAUGGGCCGAGUCGUCAUAACCAGCCUCCCGUUGGGGGUGCCAAACCCGGGGCUCUGCCUCCUAACCUGGAUGAUUUGAAGGUCGCAGAGCUGAAGCACGAGCUCAAGCUGCGGAGUCUGCCAGUGUCGGGAACCAAGAGCGACCUCAUCGACAGGCUGAGGAACCACCACGAGCUCAGCCAAUGGGGAGCUGGAGGGGGCGGGGCUACAAAAACCAGCUUGCCCACUGGCUCUUGCCCUGGCUUAGGUAUCCACCAAUCAGGAGAAGCGGGCACAGGGACCUUACCAUUGGCAGCCAGUAGGAGCAGCCUGCCUCCCACGAUACUGUUUGGCAGCACGAGCUCGUCCCCGCCCAUGUCACCCGCCACCUCCGAGCGCUCCAUGGCUGGCAUGAGCCCCGAUGAGGCCAGCUGCAGCGGUGACGUGUUCGGGGAAUCGGUGAGCGCCCCCCUGACGCAGCUCAGCCUGCACGCCUCCCCCCAGCACCCCGCCUCCGUCAAAGAGGAGCACUCCCGGGCGGGGGCCUGCCGCUUCUCCCGGCUACCCGGCUCGGCCCCCCCGCGGGAGUCUCUGGACAAGGACCAGAUGCUGCAGGAGAAGGACAAGCGGAUCGAGGAGCUGACGCGUAUGCUGCAGCAGAAGCAGCAGCUGGUGGAGUCGCUGCGCUCACAGCUGGAGCAGGGCAAGAGGGGAGGGAAGGCACCAGGAGACGUCAAGGAGGAGCCCUCUGAGGAGGCCAGGGAGAAGGAGGACGAGGAGGGCGCGGAGACCAAGCUACCUAAGGGCUCCUCCUCGCAGCUGGACCGGGGCCUGCAUGAACCACAGCAAGCAGCUGAGGAGCAGCAGCUGUCAAAGGCUGCAUUGCAGCAGGUAUUCGUAAGUCAACAAGCUACCAGUUCAGCCCUCACCUCCUCUUUCCCAUUGGAUCUCCUUAAGUUGCACCCGCCCCCAACCCUGCUGACGGACGGCAACGGCAACCACUACCUGAUUGCGGUGACCAGUCGCAGCGCCCCACAUGGCAAAGGGGCGGGGCGAAUCACGCUGCAGCGGGUACAGUCCACGCCCUGCAAAACUUCUAGCCAAUCAGCACCUCAUAUGGACACCAACAACCAAUCUGAAGAGACAGUGAAACCUAACCCCGUUGACCACCCAAUCACAAAGGGAGGGAAGGUGGGGCUCCACAUUCAGGCCAACAGCUCACGGGGGCCCCUGGUGUCUCUCUCAGCUCCACCGAAACUACAGCCUUUCUUCCACAGUAACAGCACGCCCCCCUCCAAACAUGCAGAACCCUCCUCCCCCGCCCACAAGGGGGCUGUGAGUUCAAACCGGGACCAAAACACCCUGUUCAGCUCUCCCUCCCCAGCCAGCAAGCAGAGCCCCCCCACAACGCCACACGCUAAGGAGAACGGCUCCUGCAGUCAGCAGAUGGACGACCUGCUGGAAAUCCUCAUCCGGAGCGGAGAAAUCCCUGUGGGCUUUAAAUCUGACUUUGGCCCCUCCAACUCCCGCCCCCAAGCCAGCCCCCCUCCUCCGUCUCCUCCCAGCUCCCCUCCGCACCUCUCGCACGAUCCCGUGGCGGUCUCGCCACCGCCAUCGGCCCCCAGAGUGGGGGACGGGCCGUGCGUGGAGAGCGGCCGUCUGGAGGACUUCCUGGAGAGCACCACAGGAAAGCCUCUGUUGGGGGCGGAGCCUGGCGGACCUCCCACCCUCAUCGACGACCUCCACAGCCAAAUGCUGAGCACCUCCAGCAUUCUGGACCACCCCCAUUCGCCAAUGGACACCUGCGAGCUGAAUUUCAGCUCCAACGUGCCCGGGCUGGAAUUCGGAGACCCCGCCAUGGACAACAUGGACUGGCUGGACAUUACCAUGGGCGGGGGGCCCAGCGGGAGCAGCAGCGUCCAUGCGCUCACCCCCCUCAACUCCCACACGCCCUCCAACAUCUUUUCGGCAGACUUUCUGGACAGUGCAGACCUGCAUCUGUACUGGGACUCCGGCUUGUAGCCUCUGUGGCUUCCAACCCCCACAAACCCUGUCCAUUCAUAGGAGACCAGCCCAUGGUCACCAUGCCCACGUGCAGGAGGCCACACCCACUCCAGUGUAUCCAUGCCAACGGUUUCCUUGGACACACAUUUGGCACAUAUCUUGCCAUUACCCGAACUGUCUCCCUAUAGCAUUGAGACAGGAUUGCAGUCCUGCUCCCGCCCUGUACUGUAUCAGUACCCUGCUAGCAGCGGCCUGGCCGUCUGCAGGUGCCCUGCUUCCAAAGGUGUUCCUCUUCGGGUUGUCAUGGGAACCCUGGGGCGGGGUGGAGGGCAUGGUGGACCUGGCCCAGUCCAAUGCAGUGCCGAUGUGCCCCGGUCCUGUUCAGUUCCAUUGCUGAAUGCCGUUUGUGGGCCUGAUCGGGUUUGGUUUAAACACGCCUAGAUGUUCACUCAUUUUUUUCACCUUUUUACCGCUGAGGCAAAGUGCAUUCUUGAACGUUUCACACAGUCGGCCUUAUUUCCUCUGCUGAGGAAAUUCCGCCCAGCCAUUGUCUUCACUGGUCCGUUUCCCCUGCUGUCCCACCCUGACAGGCGAAUGAAGACUUUUUCAGCUUAAUGCUGCCCCCUCGUGGCUGAGGGUGUAACUGUAGCAUAUCUGUGCAACAGACCCAUCCCAUAUAGCACUUAUGCUUUUUGACCUUUUCGGUGGUCUGGUGGACUUCCUGCUUUAACGAGCUUUAACCGGACUACAGGGUGAUGCUGUAUAAACUGUUUUUUCCUGAAUGUAAAAUUGAUGGAAGAUGGCAAUUACUGGCUGGUGAUGCAGGUUUGAAAACUUGAAUAUGGCUAUGUUUUGUUUUUUUAUAUAUGUGUAUAUAUAUAUAAAUCAAAGAUGAGAAAAAUACACUUUGGAAAAAAA
Molecule: messenger RNA, 4447 nt
Organism: Paramormyrops kingsleyae
Lineage: Eukaryota; Metazoa; Chordata; Actinopteri; Osteoglossiformes; Mormyridae
Gene: mrtfab
Product: myocardin related transcription factor Ab
Biological process (GO): positive regulation of transcription by RNA polymerase II; smooth muscle cell differentiation
Cellular component (GO): nucleus
Molecular function (GO): transcription coactivator activity
Source: RefSeq, a predicted model, not a curated record